AGACGAGGCCCCUCCCACUUUGCUCUUCACCCUUCAGCGUGGGCUCCACUUUGUUCCCCAUCUCAACGCGUCUUCAUGUCUCUCCAGCCGCGUUCACUUUCACUCAAGUCCUUCAACGCUCAAGGGUUCCCCAAGCUUCCACUGGAAUUGACUGACCAUAUCAUUGACAACCUUCACGUCGACUUCGUUUCCCUCAAGAACAUUGCUCUGGUCUGUCACGCUUGGGUGGCUUCGGCCCGCAAACAUAUCUUCUUCUCUGUGACCCUAACCGGCUAUAGAAAGGCGCAUGCGUUCCUCGCAGCCCUUCAAUCCUCCAAAGACAUUGGUCGCUACGUCAAACAGCUGGACAUGCGUAUUAACACUGAUUACGACGACCCCUCUCCAUUCGAGGAUGUCAUGAAGCACCUCAGCUCUGUUCGCAGUUUCGAGCUAAACGCAAACGAAGUACCUCUUAAUCUUGAAAUAAUCAAGAGCAUUGGGCCAGUGGAGGAGUUCACGAUGGAACUGGGCGAGUGGGAGGAGCUGGACUUGAAGGGUGCCCUUUUCGCGUUUCCUAAGCUAUCAAGUCUGGUUUUGCACACCUCUCCCGGCUCCGGUAUUUGCGAUGUUGCGAGCGACUCGCCUAUGUUCCCUGUGAGGAAGCUGAAAACCACGGCCUUCGUUCCGAGCUCAACAUAUCCUGAAGCUCCUAAUCUUGUCUUAUCAACGUUGCUUCAGCAUAAGCUGCCCUUGAUAGAGGCCUUGACAUUAGCCAUUGUUGCUGACAGAGAUUUGUUCGCUCUGCGCGAAUUUCUGCGCACACACGAAGGCAACAUCAAGCUUCUCGAUCUGAGCUUCAAGUACAGUGUAGAUGACUCCGCUGCAUCCUCACUCGCGGACGUGCUUCGUGAGAGGUGCAUGGACAUCAGAAAUGUCCAUCUCAAAUCUGAGAACAUAGGUUCAACAUUUUUGUUACAGCUAGUCUCUGCUUUCAAGUCCUCCAAGGUAGAGCGCGUCGUCGUCAUCAUCCAUCCUUUCGCAAGCCUGAGGUGGUAUGAUGUCUUACGUUCCCUGUUGUCAUACUUUGACGUUGGAUUCACUGCGGCGUCUUCCCUCAUUGUCAACAUUCCUCUGAAUCUUAGACACAGAGAUGCACGCGAGAUCUUGGAGGAUGAACUAGCUCGACUCGAGGCGAAGUGGCCCACGUUGUUUGCGAGAGGCAUUUUGAAGAUCGAUUGGUAUGAUAAUAAACACAAGAUCUAGCAACGGGGAUGAUCUCGUUCGAUUGCGGGCUAUAUUGCAAGAUAAUUUGUCGGGACGCACGAUUUGCAAUAUUAUACGUAUAUAGCUAUAGAGUUACCCAG
This is a messenger RNA of Laetiporus sulphureus 93-53, 1343 nucleotides long. RefSeq lists its product as uncharacterized. The transcript has 3 exons. The record is from RefSeq and is a predicted model, not a curated record. Lineage: Eukaryota; Fungi; Basidiomycota; Agaricomycetes; Polyporales; Laetiporaceae. The coding region runs from base 76 to 1242 and encodes 388 amino acids.